This is a messenger RNA of Topomyia yanbarensis, 3427 nucleotides long. RefSeq lists its product as uncharacterized. The record is from RefSeq and is a predicted model, not a curated record. NCBI's taxonomy places the organism in Eukaryota, Metazoa, Arthropoda, Insecta, Diptera, Culicidae. Gene Ontology annotation, biological process: mitotic cell cycle. Bases 186 to 3242 code for a protein of 1018 amino acids. The transcript is spliced from 4 exons.
AGACCGUUGGUACUCAAUAGCAAAAAAGAGAAAACAAGAAGCGAACACAAUGAUUUGCCUGUGAUUGGUGAUUAUUUUACGAAAAUUUUCAAGUUUUUUUUACAUUUAAUAGUAAAAUCGCGUUAAUAAAGUUGUAAGCUAGUGAAUGUUUGGUGGAAAGCAAAGUUUAUUUGCCAAUACUUGCAAUGAACCGUGUAAUGCGAAAUUACACGCCUGACCUGACGGCGUCAAGAAAAUCAACAAUCGGUACUCCAUCAUUGGUAGCGCCACCGACGCUAUUUGGCUCAGCCACCCGUCGGCGAUAUUCGGUAGCAGCAACCGUCAACUUCGAUGCAAAAGUUUCGAUUUCGGUCGGAAGCAAUGUCGAAAAUGUCCCUCCUGAAAGCAAUGGACGAAAACCAGUCAGAAAAAGUUUAAGCCAAGGGGCAACCCCCGACAGGGGAAAUAUUCAACCUGAUAAACGCAAGAGCCUUCACGAGAAUUUGAUGUUGAAGAUUUUAUCCACGCCGGUUGAUCAACCAUUGUCGCUGAACCACGAUUCAGACUCGUCGGAAACUUCAUUUUGCAGUUCGGUCGAUACACCUCUGUACACAGAACAGCUGAUCGGAUCAGAUGAUGUGCUUCGUUGCACGACGCCACCUAGUGCAGUGGAUUACCAAAGCAAUCCCCGACUGGCUCGACUAUAUAAGGACCUACGGAGUCCUUCGGCGACUACCAGGAUUCGUGCCUUGCGGGCUCUUAAAUCCCCAUCGAAACGAAACGCAUAUGAUCCGUUUGACGUUCCUCACGAAGAGCAGGAUAUCAUUACGGCAGAUGAACGAAAAUCACCAAACCAAAAAACCAUCCAGGAUAUUAUGGCCGGUGUUUGCAUCUACGUGGAGGUACGUUCCGGGACCGAUAAUCGUUCCGACGGGAUCAAGGAUCAUGUUGCUUCGCUAGGUGCUAAAGUUAAUGAUCGAUUGUAUAGAGAUACAACGCACGUCAUCUUCAAAGAUGGUCUCCUCUCCACUUACCAGAAAGCGAAGAAGAUGAACAUUCCGGUGGUGUCUAUAUUGUGGAUCGAAGCCUGCAAACGACAUAUUUGUCUGAUGAACCCGGAAGAUUUUCCAAUUUCCAACCAAGAGCGAUAUGAGAAUCCAGAGUUAUUUAAAAAGAUCAGGCGUCAAAAAUCAAUGCAACCCAGAGCAGAAGAAGUGGUCAAUUCUGGCGGUAAAAAGCGUUCGGCGCUUGUCCCGGUCAACGCGAUCAGUGGCCCUGGCGUUUCCUCUUCUAUCAUUUCUCCACCGAGAAAACUUCCAGUACUACAUCGGAUGCGCAAAGACGAAGGCUUAGAACGGAUUCUAAACGAGUUUCAACGGGAAAACCAAAACACUCCGGAGCCACAGGAUGAUUUUGAUAAGUUUCUCACCGGACCGAUGAAGUUGCUAGAACGGUUUCGCAACUCACCUACCCUUGCUCCUGAAGAGCCUACCGGAGGUGCCGCGGUAUCCAAUUCAAGCAAAGAGAAAGAAUCAAAUACUACUCCAGAGGUCCCAAAACGUAGGAUUCGUAAAUCACUCUUUAAUAGAUCACUCGAGAAGCAAACAACUUCCGAUGCAAAACCUGCUAGACGAACAAGUAGCAGUUCCAGCAAGGACGUAGUUUCUAAGCCAUCACCGGCGACAGUGAGACAGCGCAGAAAAACGAUUUUAUUCACACCUAGAGUAACUAGUGUAGAGGAGGAAGUUGAAUCUCCUGCACCGACAAAUCCAGCUUCCGACGGUAGACCCAUCAGAAACCGAAGAAAGACUAUGCUGGCUUCGAUGAAGGAAAAUAGUCCUCCAAAAAAGCAGGACACUAUUAACACCCCGAAAGCAAUGGAACUCUGUAAAACUAACAGUACCAAUUCGAACAGUGUUCAGCAGAUUACUUCCUUGAACGCUAAAGUUCGCAAAACCAUCUACUCACCGAGUAAGAUGGAGCAAUCAUCAGAGAAGACUGAUAAAUUAACUCGUGUAGAGGUGACCAAUCACCGCAACACACCUGGAAAUGUGAUAAAUGACUCCUGGAAAACAAAAACUCCUGAGCUCGAUAGUAAAACUCUCGAAGCUUUUCGUACAAAUCGACGCCGAACGCUGUACACUCCUGGAGUAUAUGACGAGACUGACAAGCCGCAAAACAGCGAUGAAAAUAGACACAGUUCACUGUUCACGCCUGUUGCCAGCUCAACGGCUACUAGCAAAACUCCUCUGGUCACGAAUUCGUUGCAAAGAAGAAAAACUAUGUACACACCCGGCGCCUCGACUGAUAUGCAGCAGACCCCGAUACGGAAUACAGGUCUGUUGAAUAUUCCUGGAUCUGAAAACCGUAUGAGAAACAAAACUCUUCUUGAAGAGUAUCAGUCUAAUCUGACGUUCAACUCGUCCAAAACUCCGGUCAGUGAACGACGCAAAACGAUUUUCGACAUUUCCAUGGAUAUCAUUGACAAGCGGCUGUCCCACAUUAACAAGCAAUCUAAACAGGCGGAAAACGCAAGCGAAACAGCUGCGAGUGUUACCCGUGCGAACUCGACAGAUAUGUCAUUGCUAUCGCCUCCACAAAGGCCAUCGUCGCUCAGCCGACAGACUUCGCUUGACACUUUUUAUCGGAAACUUUCCAAAUCUACCGAAAAGACUGUUAAAUUCAAUAAGACAUCUUUAGACUUAAGCCGGACAGCGGUUUCAGCGGAACUCGGCACACCCACGGUGGCCCGAAAGCGAAAGCUUUUUACCGCACAACCAGUAAUAACGGAAACUUCUCCCACUACUCCUCAAGCUUCGAUUACAACUACCGUAGAGGAAAACCCAUCUAAACGCGCUAAAAGCACCGCAGCAGCGACACCAGUAAUUAAUAAAACUCCAGCAGCAUCACAACGUCGCUCUCUUGCCCCGGCGGCUCUAUCCCAGCCAUCCAAAUCCGUACCCAGCAUCAGAACUACAGCCCGCCGUAGUACAAUGUUGUUCGAAACACGUACUGCCACCAGCAACAGUCGUCGCAGCAGUAGCAGCAUUAUCCGAUCGCAGCCGCCAGUGACAACAGCUCGACCAGUCAUGGGAACCCAAGCACGGACCAUGAAAGCACUAGGACUCGGUGCUGGCUUACCGACCAUAACGGCUUCGCAGCAGCUAUCGACAGUGGCCGCGAAAGCAGCUCCGUUUCAUCUGGCGACCACUAAUCUGCACGCCGCCCAGUACAGCUUCGUUAAAGAGGUACGAUUGCAGUAGUUUGAUAUUUACUAGCUUUGUUCUUGUUCUUUAUUUGAAAUUCUUUCGUUUUUUGUUCCUAAUCCAAGAAUCGCGCCUUUUUUGUGAAUGGCCUGUUUUUUUUACAUUGUGAAAACAAUGCUGUUCCAUUCUAAUUGUAAUUAUGAACUUUGAAUGUGACAUGAAUUUAAUAAUAAAAAAAUAUC